UAUAUUUAUUUGUAUUUUUAGUGUGUGAUAUAUGCAGCAAAACCUUCCAGCAACUCCGACGCCUCAAGGUACACCGGCUGACUCAUGACAAGAAUGUCCAAGUGGCUUUCUUCUGCCCCUAUGUAGCUUGUGAUAAAUACUUCUAUCAUGAAAAUAAUUUAAAUGCACACAUUGCAACAAAACAUGACCAGACAAGGAUUUAUCAGUGUGGUGUAUGCGACAAGAGACUUUCCACCAAGCAAAAGCUGAUGCACCACACAAAAACCCACAGCCCAAGUUACAAGCGAAAUUUUAAAUCAGAGAAGCCUCGGAAACCUCGAAAAGACAAGGGAGUUCUCCGUAGAGAUUUUGCUCGCCUUCUGUCUAACUACUAUAGUGAUGAGGAAUCUACGGAAAUGAUAGACUUAGAAAACAGUCAAGAUAAUACUCAAGUGGAAUCUCAGUGCCAUGACACUCUUGAUGGUAUUUUCAUCCACUUCAUGUCCGGGGGAAGGAGCUCUGGAGGAGACUAUGCCAACAGUGACACGAGGGAUGUUGACAGAGCCAGCCGCAACAGCAGAACCAUCUGCAACUGAUCGCUUUCCACCAUGAGAUGAUGAUACUAACACCGGAGCAACACCAUCCCUGGUACCGUCACACUGUUGGUACACAGCCACAAGUUGUUAAUAAAAACACAAUAUAUUUCACUAUAUGGAGAGUAAAAGAAAGGUAAAGAGAGUGGUGAGAGAGUGCAAAAGGAGAGCAGAUGAUAGAGUGGGAGAGGCACUGUCAAGAAAUUUUAAUGAAAAUAAGAAAAAAUUUUGGAGUGAGUUAAACAAGUUAAGAAAGCCUAGGGAAAAUAUGGAUUUGUCAGUUAAAAACAGAGUAGGGGAGUUAGUAGAUGGGGAGAUGGAGGUAUUGGGUAGAUGGCGAGAAUAUUUUUGAGGAACUUUUAAAUGUUAA
Messenger RNA from Cherax quadricarinatus, 942 nucleotides. The record is from RefSeq and is a predicted model, not a curated record. Lineage: Eukaryota; Metazoa; Arthropoda; Malacostraca; Decapoda; Parastacidae.